Cyprinus carpio (common carp) is the source of this 4081-nucleotide messenger RNA. RefSeq names its product TSC22 domain family protein 1-like. The record is from RefSeq and is a predicted model, not a curated record. The transcript is spliced from 2 exons. Bases 561 to 3155 code for a protein of 864 amino acids. Lineage: Eukaryota; Metazoa; Chordata; Actinopteri; Cypriniformes; Cyprinidae.
CUGUGGAGGGGAACUGCCAUGCGCGGUCGCCAUGUUAUCGCGCUCUCCUCCCCCUUUUUGGGGACAGGCUGAUAGCACUAGCACAGGCUACAUUACAAGGAGGCAGCUGGUGAAUAGGAGCGGAGUGGGAGAGAGACUAACACAGGACUAAAACAAAAGAAAGCACGGGAUGGAAUAAAGCAGGACAGCGCUGAGUCGCUCGGGUUCUCUCUGUCAUCUGACGCCGGAUGAACGACUUUGCUUCGUGUGAUUUCGUGCUCUGGUGACUGCGAUACAACAAUUGAAAAUGCGCCUGGCAGUUUGAACUGUGAUGGGGAGAGACUGUGUCGUUGUAAGGGUGUGUAUCGAUCGUCCCGGCCGUCUGUGUCGACUCCUUCACGUUUAAACUUGUGUGCUGAAUGAUUUUGCGAGGAUAUACGCUUGAAAACAACAGGUGAAGCGAAUCCGUGUCAGCUAGCUCGCUAGCGGGUGUUAACUAGCAUUGACGUUAGCCUGCUCCUCAUGGUGGACAUUUAAAUACAUCUCAAGUGGAAUCAUCGUGGCAGGAAAGUGUUGGUUUUAUGUGGAAAUUACUCGAGCGGCUUCAAGUUGCUUCCCAAAAAGAGCUUGUUCUCUUGAGCUGUGUUUAUAACUUUGCUGGAGACCAUCCUAUUGAAAUGAAUCACCACGGGGACUCCGGCAGCGCCCGAAAAAUGGUUUACCCCAUGAGUUUACCCAAACGGGAGAGCAGCUGCAGCUCGGUGGGCGGUUCCUCCACAUUGACAACUUCUGGAAGCACCAGCCUUAAUAGCAACAACUUGAUGUUGGGGGAUGAUUAUUCGUCACCCGUGCUGAUUCAGUCUCAAACGCCGGCUGCGUCCUCGCUCGGGCCCCAGAACCCUCCCCAGAGCCUGAAUAUCCCCGUGCAGGCCACCCUGUUACCCCAGACUCAGCCCACCACAGUGGCUCAAAUGAAAAAGAAGAGCGGCUUUCAGAUCACCAGCGUUACUCCCGCUCAGACAUCCGUCAGCACCAACAACAGCAUCACAGAGGACACUGAGAGCUGUGACGACUUGGACGAGUCCCACACCGAAGACCUGUCGUCCUCCGAGAUCAUGGAUGUUCCACUUUCGCGGGCCAACAAUGCGAGGGGACCAGAAAGGAGCUCCUCGGAGGAGACGCUGAAUAACUUCCAUGAGGCGGAGACCCCGGGGGCCGUGUCGCCCAACCAGCCUCCCAUUCUCACCCAAGCACACAUGCAUGGCUCUAUGGUUAACGGGACUGUUCACCAUCAUCACCAUAAUCCUGCUUCCUCUGGAAAAGCCCAUCCUGCUGGUGGGACGCAGAUUGGGAUACCUUUGGGUGCCACGGUCACGUCUGCGGUGACAUCAAGUUCUGGAGCUUUAGCUAGCACAGGCCAGAAAAUGCCUUCAAAUGUGGUAGGAUUGAUUGAGAGCGCCUCUGUUGGUUCUAUCGUCGGUCAGCCUUUGGCUUCUGUCGCCUCGGGAACCGGAAUGAUCUCUGUGACUUCAGGUGCCACAGUUAGUACUGGUAAUCCUAUAACAAAUAAUGUUUCUAUGUUAAAUUCUGCCAGUGUGCCUGCUGUGGGUGGCAAGAGUACCAAUAGUAGCAAUGUAAACUACUCCCCUGCUUUGAAUAGUAUUAGUAACCAAACUGUAAACUUGACACACAUUCCCAGUGGAAUAAUUGGCAUGGGCAUCACCGCUGCUACCACCGUUUCUGGUGGUGUUGCUCCAGCAGGUGGAGGGCAGGUGGGUCCAGCUGUCAUGGGCCAGCACACAAUGCCUGCUCCCUCGGUCCCGCCGAUGAACGCUCAGCCUCAGCAGGCCCAAGUGCCUACUCCUGCCUCCACCAGCUCACGUUUCAGAGUGGUCAAAUUGGACUCUACCUCUGAGCCUUUUAAGAAGGGUAGGUGGACUUGCACCGAGUAUUACGACAAAGAGCCCCCAGGCACGGCGUCCUCUGAAAACGCCCCCAGCACCCGAACAGUGGAGAGCAUCCGCCAGUUUGUGCCUGAGAGUGCUGCGUGCCCGGACCGAGAGAGUGUCAGCAGCACGGCUAGCCAUUAUACUGAAAGUCUGGGGAGUGGGGAGACGGGCGGCCCCUCGGCUGUGAAGCAGACCUUCCAGCAGCCCGCUGCUCAGAAGCACGACUACUCAUCUUCACAUAAUGUGUCUAUGUCUCAGAUGCAGCCCCAAGACUUAGUGCAUGCACACCUUAAAACUAGUGCAGUUGCUCCGAUGCCAGCAAGCAUUCAGCCGCAGCAGCCACCGGCAACUAUGGGAGGAUUGCAGACCACAAUCGGACAUUCGACUGCAGCCGUGCCCCCUCAUAUGCCCAAACUGACAUACGCCCAGGCAGCACAAUCCCCCCCUGCUCAAGCCCUGCCUGUGGUGACCCAGCAGCAGAUGGGCUACCCGCCCGCACAGCAGCCGGCUGCACCGGCACAGGUAGCGCCGGCACACAUUAACCCCUUAAGCCAUGGAGGCAGCCUGCCACAUGACUUCCCUCAUUCGAAGCAGAUCAUGAACACUGUGCCACCUGGGUCGACACAAACACUUCCCCACCUGUCUGCCUUCAUCCCUCCAGUGGCAGGGAACAGUCAGCUGAUUGCAGCUUCGCAGCAGCCCGUGGGCACUGUGCAACCCCCUGCUGCUCAAACGCUUGCGCAAGGGCUCCUGCAGCCACAACAGACACCCGCCCCGCAGCUGGUCCAGGUCGUGCCGCAGUCCACCGGCGCCGGUCUCAUACAGCAGACCCAGGGACAGCAGCUCACCCCUCAACCUUCCAUGGAGCAGCAGUCACAGCUCAGCAGUCAAGGCCGUAGUACCCAGUUUGUGACCUCAACAAACGUGCCUCCUAACCUUCAGAGUGAUCCCCAGUCCAGUUUGAUCCAGAAUGGCUCAAAGGAGCCCGGGCCGCAGCCUGCGGUGACCACCCUGUCCUCUGUGAUGCCCACACCGCAGGAGGAUGCCCAGCUCCUGUUACAGCACCCAACUCUGCUCACGCAACCCAAGCCCGCCGGUGGUGAAGUUGCCUCCCAGGUCGGCACCUCCCGUGGUCCUGAGGGAAGCGGUGGAGUCAAUGCCUUAACUGCCUCGGCCAGCCUGCUGAAGAGCUUACCUGUGGAUGGAGAAGAAGAUGGAUCUGGUUGAAGAUUGGCUGCAUCUCACUAAGAAAGAGCUUCAAUCCAAGAAGAAUGGAUCUAGUCGUUCUGGUCUCGUCUUAACAGUGUGAUCCAACACUGCUUUUGAGGUGAAACCAAGCCUAGAUCUAGUCUAGCAGCUGGUUAUGAAUGUCUGACUACUUUCGUUUAUACUUUUGCUAAUGUGCUGUCCGACACAAAUUGGGUUUCGAGUUGAUUUGUUUACAGGCUGCUCACACUCACAAGUGUAUGCAGCUUUCUCAGGGGAGCAUGAACGCACAGGAUCCUGUGACAGCCAUGCAGUAUUGAUGGAGAACUUUCCUUUGCCUUUCAUUCACCCAGCGGUGGGGCCGAGUAAUGUGAGAGUGUGUGUGAAUAAGAGAGAGUGAGCUGGACGCAUACACACGUGAUGUGGUCUGCUCUCACAUUUCCCUCACUUCUGUUUCCUCACUCUGUGUGCUACUUGUGACAUACACAAAAUCACAAUGCACAGAACUGUCCAGUACUUCCCUUUGCCAUUAAAUGAGCUCAUUUAAUGUGCUUUUACAUAAAACCGUCAGUUCCUUCCUCAUCAGUCCUUCAGAUCCAGCAGGCUCGUGAUCUAAGCCCACAGUAUUGCAAGUCAGCAUGUAGGUGCUGCUGGAUGUUUUAAUGACUGUGUAGAUGUCUGAUCGACCCCAGUGGCUGUUGUGAUGAAUCACCAUGUCCUCAGCUGUCAUGAUCUGGGAGGAGACAUUUAUUUAAUGCUUUACUGCACUUGGCAGUUCCAUGGGUUUUAGUUUUCAGCUACAUUUCUAUUUUGGCACUGUUUUUAGCAGUUGUUGAAACGUAUAUAACAUGCUGUUAAGAGUUCUUGAAUGUCCAGUGAUGUAUAAAUCCUUUAGUAUACUUUUCAUAAGCUUUUUUAACAUUUACAUUUUUGAUUCUGAUUCUGCU